GCGGUGGGUGUGCCCGGCUGGGUGUGCGCCCCGGGCUCAGGCCGAGCCCGCCGGCGAGAGGGCGCCCGAGGCGGUGCGCGCCCCGGACGACGAGGGUGCGCUAGCUUGGUGGAGCGCGCCCGGGACGGGGACUGUGCUCCCGGAGGCUGCGUGCGCCCUGAAGUCCGAGGCACAGCCGGUUCCCCCCGCCGGCCUCCCGCGGCUCGCCGAGGUCUAGUAGUGCUGCUGGAUCUGCAGAGCCUGGAGCCUCUGUGCCUGCACCUCACACCUGCCUCUGUUCCAAAGAGCUGCGGCUGCAGUGGGCUGGCUGAGACACUUCACGGCGCCUGCCUGGGAUACUCUGGGACCGUCCUCCUCCACAGCUGCCUUCUCCCCGGCUCCUGCACCCGCCCUUCGGAAGUCACUGGUCUGCUCUGCAGUCAGAAGCCCUGCCUGGAGCUGGAUCCUUACAAACACUCCAACAAAUUUUACAGGCUUAUCGGAAGAAGAGUGCCCAAGAGACUGGCGGUCAGCAUUCGCUAAGAUGGAGAAGACAGACGCCAAAGACCAGUCCUCUCAGGGGGAUGAAGAGAAAGACCCUCCAAAGAGCCACCCCUACUCCGUGGAGACCCCAUAUGGCUUCCAUUUAGACCUGGACUUCCUCAAGUAUGUGGAUGACAUCGAGAAGGGAAACACCAUCAAAAGGAUUCCUAUCCACAGACGGGCCAAGCAGGCCAAGUUUAGCACUUUGCCCCGAAACUUCAGCCUUCCCGAUAGCGGCGCUCGCCCCCACGCUGCUCUUUCCCACCCGAACUGGCCCCCAGUGGUGCCAAGUAAGGUGUCGCUCGGGACAGAGGCGCGAGCCCAGCCACUGCCGCUCGGUGAUCACCCCCAAGCCGCUGGCGGGAGCGAGGCGAGCUACCACCGGAAGGCCCUGCUGACGGAGACCGCCAGACAGCUGGAGGCUGAGGUCGCCUCCGGGAGUGGACGGCCCCAGCUCUUGAGAGCAUCCAGCAUGCCGGCCACGCUGCUGCAGAACAGGGCCUCAGAGGACCCAAGCCUAGACUCAGGGCCCCCUACCCCGCCCGCCCUCCCCCCACUUCAGGGCGAAGGCGGUGUCUGUGAUGGCGCCUUUGGGCCUGCGGAAGGAUUUGCAGGUUUUUCCAACUCCACCCAGGGAGCAGCGGCCCAACUAGAAGUCAGAGAGUCUGGAGACCUGGUGCCAGGAAUACCGGAGCUGAUCCUGAAGGGGCCUGAGCCUCCAGAGGGUGAAGAAGCAGCUGCAAAUCACCUCCCUUUCUCAAGUCCUCCUUUCUCAUCACUUGUAGUUCUAGAGGAUGCAGAAGACCAACAGGAAAGCAGACAAGCCGAGGUGGCGGUCACGACCCCCGGCUCCCCAACACCAAGCCCCCCACCUCUGCCAUCACCCGUCCCUGAGAAUGAGCUCCCCCUAGAAGAAAUCGAGCUCAACAUCAUCGAGAUCCCACCGCCGCCACCUGUAGAAGUAGACGUGAGAAGCAUCGGUAUCCGGGUCACGGAGGAAAGCCUGGGCCUUACCUCCGUGGAUCCUGGCAGCAUCUCCAGCCUGAAGCAGCAGCUCUCGGGCCUCGAGGGCGAGUUGUCUGGAAGAACUGAGGAACUAGCCCAAGUCAGAGCUGCCCUCCAGCGGCAGGAGGAGGAAAUCAAGGCUAGGGGGCAGAGGAUUCGAGAGCUAGAGUGCACUGUAGCUCAACUGACAGAAAAGCUUAGCCACGAGAACACCAAAGAUGCUCAGGGCCAGACUGAUGCCAUGGUCAACACUGACCCUCUGCACGGACUCUUGACCAGGGAGUCGUGUGACAAGAGCAUUGGGGUCAACCUUAUGGGCAGCACAAGAUCUGAAAGCUGGGGGGCCUGGGGAAAGGGGAAUGGCGUCCUGUGGAGGCAGGAGAGUCACAAAUGGGGGGAUCGGAGCCCAGCAGAAUUUGUGUCACCAUCCCAGCUGUCACUGCCACAGGGAUCCAAGAUGGUCCUCACCCCCUCUUUACAUAGCUGCCUCUCCACUGAGCUCAGGAUCGAAGAAGGACGCUCUGACCAGGAGGGAGGCCAUCAGGUGGGAGCCGAGGGUCCAGUCAGGGGAGCAAGAGGCUCUCCAAGGAGCAGCGAGAGAAAGGCUCCCCCAGCAGGGAGGAAGGAGGCCGGUUCAGAGCUCCCGGGGAAGGAGCGCCCAGGAAGGCCACCGAGCUCGCCCACCACUGAUGCCACUAUCGGGCAGUACGUUAAGAAGAUCCAGGAGCUCCUGCAGGAGCAGUGGAGCUGCCUGGAGCAUGGGUACCCGGAGCUGGCCCAUGCCAUCAAGCAGCCCGCCUCCAAGCUCAGCAGCAUUCAGAGCCAGCUGCAGAGCUCCCUCAACCUGCUGCUGUCCGCCUACUCGGCCCACGCUGCACCCCAGAGGGAGCCCCCGGGCCCCUCUUCCUCCCCGCCGACGGAGAUCUCCCCGUCGACCAGCCUUAAAUCCAUAAUGAAAAAGAAAGACUAUGGCUUCCGUGCAGGAGGUAAUGGGACCAAAAAGAACCUUCAGUUUGUUGGGGUUAACGGUGGCUAUGAGACCACCUCGAGUGAGGAGACCAGCAGUGAGGACACCUCCCCAGAAGAUUUGUCUGACAGCGAGGCCGAGAAGAAAUGUGAUGGCCCAGAAUCUAGGCGGGGCAAGGAUGCCCACCUCAGCUACAAGGCGGGGCAGGGCAUUCCCGAGGGCACUCGUGACACAGACCAGCAAAGCGGGCCUGGGGAAGAGCUUCCCCAUCCCAAGGCUGAGAGAUAUAAACCCUCAGAGGAAUUCCUUAAUGCAUGCCGGGCAUUGAGCCAACAUCUGCCAGAAACCGGGACGACCACUGACCAGCUCUUGAAGCAGAGCUUAAAUACCAUCAGUCAAGAGUGGUUCCGGGUCUCCAGCCGGAAGUCAUCCAGCCCUGCUGUGGUGGCCACCUACCUCCGCGGGGUCCAGCCUCACUCCCCACACUUGCUAAAGCUGCUUGUCAACCUGGCUGAUGGCAAUGGCAACACAGCUCUUCACUACAGCGUAUCCCACUCCAGCUUCUCCAUCGUGAGGCUGCUGCUGGAAACAGGCGUCUGCAACGUGGACCAUCAGAACAAAGCUGGCUACACCGCCGUGAUGAUCACUCCCCUGGCUUCUGCAGAGACCGAUGAAGACAUGGCUGUUGUCUGGAAACUCUUACGAGAAGGAGAUGUGAACAUCCAAGCUACUCAGGGAGGCCAGACUGCGCUGAUGCUGGGAGUCAGCCACGACCGGGAGGACAUGGUCCAAGCGCUACUGAGCUGCCAGGCAGAUGUCAACCUCCAGGACCAUGAUGGAUCGUCAGCCCUUAUGCUGGCCUGUCGCCAUGGCAACGUCGACAUGGUCCGGCUGCUCCUGGCACACCCGGCCUGUGACAGCAGCCUGACUGACAAGGCUGGCCGAACGGCUUUGUCCAUCGUUCUGAAAUCGCCCGCCCAUGUGGAAAUUGCAGGGCUGCUACGGGCCCACGCGAAGCAGGGCAGGUCCCUGGGACCGUAGGGGCUGCAGAAGAGCUGGCAGCAAGGAACAGAAGGGGCCUUCUCUGGACUCCUCCCUCGCCCUCGGAGAGGGCACGGGUCAUAGCCAGGGGGCCGCCCCGCAAGAGAAGAAACUAUGUCAAAUACGCACAUACAUUCCUCUUGUAUAAUUCUGCUCGUUAGGAUGCUUUGUAGUUUUUGCCUUAGGCCAAGCCCCAAAACUGCGGGCUGCAGAGGGGUGCAAGGUACAAAGUGCAUUGGUGUUGGCUAAAAAAUCCCGGCUAUCUUCAGCCUCGAGUUCCUUGUGACUCCACCCUUUGUAGCACCGUGCAGAGACCAGGCAGGCAGGAGCACAGUAGCAAAGCUACUUUUCACGUGGAAUUUUAAAGUGCGCCAUCUUUCUGUUUUAUAAUCAAUUAUAUAUGAAGCUAUCCCAUUGAAUAUGCAUGUCUAGAGAGGAGGGGGUGGGGAAGGGGUGGGAUUUAAGCAGCUUCCCUGGCAGUCAUUCUCUGUAGGACCCUAGGAGAAUCACCACGCAGGCAGGUGAAACUGGACAAACCCCUCUGGGGCCUUUGUUUAGUUGGCGUUGACAGAGAAAUCUGAAACUCAGACGAGGUAGGAAGAAGCACAUUGGCAUCAAUGACAGAUAUACAGUCUUGACCAUUUCCGAGUUACCAAGUGGCUCAGCUUUGCUCUAGGAAAUUGGAAUUAAUCAGGAAGUUAUCCAAUCCAGUGAAGCACACCACAUAUAUGUAGGCAGAGUUCAGCUACGUCAGCUCUUCUGAAUCUGUGAAAGAAACAAAUGAAUCAGAGUGAGCAGACUUCUUGGGAUGGGUUUUUAUCAUCCAGAAGCCACCACUGUUCCUUUGUAGCAGUACCCGUGGACUCACGGUAAUCCUGGCUCCUUUCCCCUCCACCCUUAUGAGCAGACUAUGAGCCCUCAUGUGGCUCUGCGGUUUCUGAGGCUCCUAGCUGCCGAACUUGUCAGCCUGCAGCAGGAAUGUGGAAGCUGGGCUGGGCAGGGCCCGCUCUGCACUGACAUAUCUGUCUACUGGAAAGUUAGUUCUUAAACUUCCACAAUCCCGGGGGCCCACAUGUGCAUGGCUUUGUCUAUGAAUUUGUUCUUUCUUAAAAAUCUCUUAUGCAAAAAAAAUCUCUCUUGUAUAAAAAGGAAAGACAUCAAAGCUGGGUGAGCCGCACCCUGGUAACUCAAAAGCUCAAGUUCUCAUUUGACUCAGGUAUCAAUUUGCUUGGUGCCCCUUGGGUGAGUCAUGGAACCUCUCUGGGCCCCAUUUCAUCAUCUCUAAAAAUGGAGAUCAUCAUCCAACCUUUGUCCUGGGGGUGCUGGGCAAGGAACAGCUGAUGGAAGUUUUGGAAUCCAAUUUGUAAUCCAUAAAGACUGUCUGCCGAAAUGGCACAGCAAACUUCAGUACAACUUUGUGAUUCAUGAGAGAGGCUGCAAGUCCCAGAGCAGGACAGUGAUGUGUGAUGGUGUUGCUCAGAGAGAACGCAGCAAAUAAUGAUCUAAAAUGCUUUAAGUGGGUUUAUUUUGACCUCACAGCACAUUUUAAGAGCAGAACCCCGCAUUAAUAAAUGUCCUAGCCGGGUGCUUCUCAAACUUUGAUGUGCAUACAAACCACCUGGAGAGCUUGUUGGGACGCAGUCAGUCUGCGAGGGAAGGGGCUGGAGAGUCUACAUUUCUAACCAGUUCCCAGGGGAUGCUGACGCUGCAGGGCCACACCACACGUGCAGUAGCAAGACUCUGGCCCAUCCUGAUCAUUUAUAUAUUAAAAUGCUGCCUCUCGAUAUUCUGUCUCAAAGUUUCUUUGCAUUUCUCUGCUCUCAGCUCUGGUGAAUUUGCAAUCAUUGCAAAUUAUUUUCUAUUAUGGUUCUGCAGAGAGCAGUAAGGGGGUCCGUGUUCUGUGUUGCCAAUUUAGGGUCUGUUUCUGCAUCUCAUAUUGGGGUGGCAACUUUUAUUUGGUCGUAUUUCUUAUAAUUAUCUCAUUCGAGUCCAGCUAUUAAAAACUUGCUUAUU
This is a messenger RNA of Orcinus orca (killer whale), 5548 nucleotides long. RefSeq names its product KN motif and ankyrin repeat domains 4 (gene KANK4). Gene Ontology annotation, cellular component: cytoskeleton; cytoplasm. Gene Ontology annotation, molecular function: protein binding. The record is from RefSeq and is a predicted model, not a curated record. Bases 524 to 3535 code for a protein of 1003 amino acids. Gene Ontology annotation, biological process: negative regulation of actin filament polymerization. The transcript has 11 exons. NCBI's taxonomy places the organism in Eukaryota, Metazoa, Chordata, Mammalia, Artiodactyla, Delphinidae.